AUGAGUCCCAAACUCUGUGCAGAGCUAAAUGAUGGCCACCACAUUCCUGUUCUUGGUUUUGGAACUUAUGCCCCAGAAGAGGUUCCUAAGAGUAUGAUUACAGAGGCCACCAAGAUAGCUACAGAUGCUGGACUUCGCCAUAUUAAUGCAGCUUAUAUGUACCAAAAUGAGGAAGAAGUAGGACUGGCUAUCCGUGACAAGAUUGCUGAUGGUACUGUGAAGAGAGAAGAUAUAUUCUACACUUCAAAGCUCCCCUCCACGUGCCAUAGGCCAGAACUGGUCCGGGUUUGUUUGGAAAAGUCACUGAAAAAGCUUCAGCUGGACUAUGUUGACCUCUCUCUUAUUCAUUUCCCAGUGCCAAUGAAGCCAGACAACAAUCUUAAUCACAGUGAAAAUGGGAAAUUAUUAUUUGACCCAGUGGAUCUCCGUGACACUUGGGAGGCCAUGGAGAAGUGUAAGGAUGCAGGGUUGGCCAAGUCCAUUGGGGUGUCCAACUUUAACUGCAGGCUGCUGGAGAUGAUCCUGAACAAGCCAGGGCUCAAGUACAAGCCUGUGUGCAACCAGGUAGAAUGCCAUCCAUAUCUCAACCAGAGCAAGCUCUUGGACUACUGCAAGUCAAAAGACAUUGUUCUGGUUGCCUAUGGUGCUCUAGGAACCCAACGAUAUAAGAACUGGGUAGAUGAGAAUGCCCCAUAUCUUUUGGAAGACCCAAUUCUUGGUGCUAUGGCUGAGAAGCACAAAAAAACUCCAGCCCUAAUUUCCCCCUGUUAUCUACUGCAGCAUGGGGUUGUGGUUAUUGCCAAGAGUUCCAAUGAGAAGCAGAUCAAAGAGAAUAUGAAGGUUUUUGAGUUCCAGUUGCCGGAAGAGGACAUGGCAGCUAUUGAUAACCUGAACAAAAAUUACCGAUAUUCUACUGCUAAAAUUACAUCUGUCCACCCUGAUUAUCCAUAUUCAGAUGAAUAUUAA
Messenger RNA from Chionomys nivalis (European snow vole), 966 nucleotides. Its product is annotated as estradiol 17 beta-dehydrogenase 5-like. NCBI's taxonomy places the organism in Eukaryota, Metazoa, Chordata, Mammalia, Rodentia, Cricetidae. Gene Ontology annotation, biological process: progesterone metabolic process; doxorubicin metabolic process; daunorubicin metabolic process. Gene Ontology annotation, molecular function: bile acid binding; ketosteroid monooxygenase activity; androsterone dehydrogenase [NAD(P)+] activity. The record is from RefSeq and is a predicted model, not a curated record. Gene Ontology annotation, cellular component: cytosol.